Messenger RNA from Mollisia scopiformis, 1089 nucleotides. RefSeq lists its product as uncharacterized. The transcript is spliced from 4 exons. Lineage: Eukaryota; Fungi; Ascomycota; Leotiomycetes; Helotiales; Mollisiaceae. Bases 10 to 1089 code for a protein of 359 amino acids. The record is from RefSeq and is a predicted model, not a curated record.
CUUUCAACUAUGUUGCGAUCUGUCUUCCUUCUAAACUCUCUUGGUCUUGCCUUGGGUGGCACCAUCCUGUGGGAUGGAAGAUUCAACGAUAUGACCUCAAGCACUGAGCUUGACAAUUGGUCUUGGAGUGAUGAAACCGGACCUUACCAGUACUAUAUCCAUGGCACUGAGAAUGUCACCUCAUAUGUCAACCUUGACUCAACUUUCAAGAAUCCAGUAGAUACGGGUAGUACUCAAGGUGUAAAGGUCACAUUGGAUAGUACCAGUUACUGGGACGGUCAGACUAUGAGACGCACUGAGCUCAUUCCCCAGACUUCAGCUGCCAUCAACAAAGGAACUGUCUACUAUCAUUUCAGUAUGCAAAGAACCGAUACAAAUGCCCCGAGUGAGUUCCGCGAGCAUCAGAUCUGCUUCUUCGAAAGCCAUUUCACGGAAAUGAAGGCAGGAUGGAUCAGUGGAGAAUCAGGAACGAGUGAUGCUCUCCUUCGAUGGGACGUAAGCUCGGCCACCCAAUGGAACACAACCUGGGAAGCUGGAGUAUGGCACAACAUCGCAUAUGCCAUUGAUUUCGAUGCUGGAUCUGUCGCUUUCUAUCAUUCUACCGGUGCUGACGAUCUCGUCCUUACGGUUCCAGCCGUGACUGUCUCUGCAUCAUCCAAUGGGGCAGACUGGCACCUUGGUGUUCUCGAGCUGCCUCGGGAUGGAUACACGGAUGCCACAGAGGACAUAUACUUCAGCGGCGUCUACGUCGAGAGCAGCGAUCUCACUACCAGCGUUUCGGGCCCUGGGAACACGUCGGCUUCUGGAGUGGCAUCGUCAGUUUCUGUUGCUUCAAUGUCGGCACCGGCAUCCUCGUCUGUUGUUGGAUCGGCCUCAACUGUGUCAUCUGCACCGGCUAGCACUUCAUCGACAGCCGCAACCGUCGCUAGUUCUUCCUCUGCCCCUUCUGGAGUUACCGUUUCAUCCUCCGCAGAUACUGCUUCGGUAUCAUCCACACUUACACCGAGCACGACUCUUUCAACCGUCAUCGUUCCACCUACAAGUACCAGUACUCCAACUGAUCCUGAUGAUGACGAUGACUGCGAGUGA